AACAGCCUGGUUGGAGAUAUUGUGGGUGCACAGGCGCAUCCUUGAAAAACAGAGCGUGACCUUGGGUUUUGGCUGAGUAAGGAGCGUAUGAGAGAAACGCGGCGCGCCCCCGGCUGCCAGGCUGAGAAAAGGCGCAUCGUCCUCUAUUUUUCUUUUUUUUCAUUUCAGUCACGUCGCUUUGCUCAGAUUUGAGAUGAGCCAUAAGGGAUGUGUAUUUAUCCUGCCCAGAUCCGAUCUGUCACCAAAUCUAAGAGAAGAAAAAUACGGAUAAAUCAGGCUCAGAGGCGAUGCUCUCUCUGAUUUAACAUUUCGGGAUUAAUUUAAACCUGGAUUCUUUUGGAUGCUUUAGCGCGCUAUUUUGGACAAUCUGCAAUCUGCGUGCAUCCAUCCAAGUCACCGCACCUCGUCGAAGCGAGUAACACGGUAGAAAAUAAAUAAUUAGCCGACCUUCAAGACAUUUGAUGGUUUUCUGCAUCCUCCUUUGCGCAACGUAUAAUAAAAGCUACAAGAUCAUUUUAGAAUUGGAGUCUUUAAUGGUUGGCAAAAGAGAUUACAAGCGAUAAAUUGCGAUGCUUAACAUCCACCACUAAUUAUGCUGUGGUUACAGAGUCGCAAAAUAGUGUAGAGAGGUAACGGACAAUGUGCAGUUGGUCCUGAUUCUGGACCUGAAUGCAGUGGAAAGAGACACCUAACCGGGUGUCACCGUCAGCCCUGGAUGCUGCGCCGAAGGAUGGCAUACACCGACCCAUCGUCGGGUAAAGAUAUACUCGGCAGUAGAUCACUGUGUUUUAUAUUUAUUUGCGCAUUUGGACUCGUCACACUUUUGCAACAGAUUCUCUAUGGAAAAAACUACAUCAAGAGUGCGCAACAGUUUAGCCGACUCAAAGGGGACGAGACAGGAAACUGGACCGGCCCCAUUAAUUUCUCCGAUGACGGAUCUCUGAAGCCUGCCAGAAAUGGAAGGAAAAGAUGUUUCCGUCAGAAUUUACAGCCAGAUUCACAGAUCUCCGUAAUAAUCACACCCUGCCUAGCUGAUAUUAAGAAGAAAAAAAAACGCCCUCAAAGGUAUCUGGAAAACUAUGAUGGCUCACUUGAUUACAACUCCACUGCAUGCAGGGAGCUCAGACAAGAAAUCAUGGAUGUCAAAGUCCUGACAAUAAACUUGGUUAAACGGAAAAUACGUGGACAUGAGUAUCGUUCCUCAUACCACAAGUCUCUCUGCAUUUCUGCCAGGGUGAAAACCUCAGAGCUGUUUGAGAGAUGGCGAAACCUGCAGGUGUGUAAGUGGGAGCAGAGCAAGGAGGAGACCAGCAACUUUAAGAUGUCUCUGUCUCGCUGCUGUAAUGCUCCAUCCUUUCUGUUCACCACCAAGAGGAACACUCCUGCAGCGACCAAGCUGAGGUACGAGGUGGACACCAGUGGUAUCCUUCCCAUCACCACUGAGGUCUAUAAGAUGUUCCCAGACGAUAUGCCAUAUUCUAAAUCACAGUUUAAGAGAUGUGCUGUGAUUGGAAAUGGCGGCAUCAUUAAGAACAGCAAAUGUGGAAAGGAAAUUGACUCAGCAGAUUUUGUUUUCAGAUGCAACAUACCACCCAUUAAUGAGAAGUACUCAGCAGAUGUUGGCUCUAAAACAGAUCUGGUGACAAUAAAUCCGAGCAUUAUUACAGAGAAAUUUCAAAAGCUGGAGAAAUGGCGGCGACCCUUUUAUGAAGUCCUUCAGAAUUAUGAGAACUCUUCAGUGGUGCUGCCUGCCUUCUACAACACCCGCAACACUGAUGUAUCAUUCAGAGUCAAGUACAUGCUGGAUGAUUUUGACUCCCAGAGAGGCGUGUUCUUCUUCCACCCGCAGUACCUGCUCAAUGUGCAGCGUUUCUGGGCGGUGCAAGGUGUCCGGGCGAAACGACUCAGCAGCGGCCUGAUGCUUGUGACCGCUGCCUUGGAGCUGUGUGAGGAGGUCCAUCUCUAUGGUUUCUGGGCAUUUCCUAUGAAUCCCUCUGGCAUCUUCAUUACUCACCACUACUACGACAACGUCAAGCCACGGCCUGGGUUUCAUGCUAUGCCCCAUGAAAUUUUCAACUUCAUUCACAUGCAUACACGUGGGAUCAUCCAUGUACACACCGAGCAGUGCACGUGAUUUCUUAUUUCUUUUUAUUUCACCACUAUUUUAACUAUAAUUUAGGUCAAUAGGAGCAAGCAUUUGUUCCUAUUAAUUUGCCUACAUGUUGAAGAUUGCUCACUUGAAGCAAGUUUACUGCUGUUAAAUCACCAUGGUUUUCUCUGACUCCCAUGACCAUAGGAUGCUAGUUUUUAAUGUGACAAGUGGUCUUCAUAGUGGUGUUGUUUCUGUGAAGUUUUCUAGUGGCUCUGCUGUACAGAGGUGUUGUUUUCUACUCAACUGCACUGAUAUUUAACCUGAAAUGGGGCUGCAGAGGGUGUUUUCAUGCCCCUGCAUCCUCCUCUCUCUUCUCUCUUUUUCUCAGACACUCCGUGGGUGUGGCAGCUUUUAAUGUUUGUGUAAAACAAAGCCUGAACCUCCUAUUGAGCUAUUAUAGACAAAGGAAAAAAGAAAGAAAAGAUAUAACUGUAACAUUUAAUUGUCUACUUUUGUAAACUAUUUCCUUUUCACCUGAUUCGCUAGGUGAAUAUUUUAAAACACUGUUGAAAUGGCCUGUUUUCAGUGGCCUCCUUUCUCCCAUUUAAAAUAUCCUCUGAUACUUCUAUUGAAAAAAAAGUGCAAUUAGAGGUAACCAUUUUCCCCUUUUUCUUUUGUGGCUUGUCAUGGUUUUGGACUAAAGUCAGAUAAAUACAAUAUUUCAACAAAUCUAUGACAUUCAAGUUAAUCCAAACUGUAUAAUGCAGUACUGCAGUGCAACCCAGCCUUUUGCUGUCAUUUUUGUCUUAAGCCAUUUUGCCUUAUGAGGUAUCAAACCCCUCUGUAUGAUGUGCAAUACACCCGCGUGUUUUGCAUCUACAAGUACGUUACAUCAUCAACAUCAACUACAACAUCAAAUCAGAUAUUGGUUUGGCUUUUAAAUUAAGGGAUGCUCUGAUAUGAGUCUGUCUCAUCUCAUAUUCUGUUUAAUAUUUCCCUAUAAACUCCAUGAUCAUAUAAUGCUCUGCAUGAAUUUACUCUAUACUUGGCUUGAUGUGUGCCUGCUUCAAUGACCACUGACAUAUGUUUACACUUAAGCCUCUAUGGAUCACAGUGCAUUUGGAGAUGUAGACACAAAAUUAGAGAGUUUUUUUAAUGGUGUUAUCAUUGAUUAUAGGAGUAACAACAAAAGAAGAUGGCUGCUGCCCCUCUUUGUUGUUGUACUACAACUCCUAUCCUCUGUACUUCACCUUCUUCUGAAUUGUGACAUUCAGUUUGCACUGAAGAAAGCAUGUGCAUUUAGCUACUGGAAAGCUGUGCAGAUUUCUUUCCUUUUUUUUAACACUGUAAAAUAUUAUAAGAGACUGUAAAUGAAUAUUUUGUCACUCUUCUAUCAAUGCUUGGCUGCGUACUUGUUCAUUCAGUUUGUAUUAAAUGACUAAAGAGGUUUAAAUAUGUUGUUCUUUUCAUCAGUUUUGUAGACUCUGCUUGUGCAUAUAUGCACAAGACAUAUGAGUUAAUCAAACACCAAAAAAAUUAAUUAGCUAAAACACUAAACUGUUCUGCAGUCACGACUGAAUUCAGAUUGAAAAAGGAGGUAAAGUGGUUUGUGUAUACAGGUAAUAUAUAACACAAUGCUUCUUACUGACUUGUUCAUUCUUUAUACUGCUACUGUGUUUGUAAAUAAACUUGUUUGGAUUUU
Melanotaenia boesemani (Boeseman's rainbowfish) is the source of this 3794-nucleotide messenger RNA. RefSeq names its product ST8 alpha-N-acetyl-neuraminide alpha-2,8-sialyltransferase 5 (gene st8sia5). Bases 716 to 2134 code for a protein of 472 amino acids. The record is from RefSeq and is a predicted model, not a curated record. Lineage: Eukaryota; Metazoa; Chordata; Actinopteri; Atheriniformes; Melanotaeniidae. The transcript has 9 exons. Gene Ontology annotation, molecular function: alpha-N-acetylneuraminate alpha-2,8-sialyltransferase activity. Gene Ontology annotation, biological process: N-glycan processing; oligosaccharide metabolic process.